AUGUCUUCCUACAAAGCCGUCAUCGCCCUCGGGCUCUUCGCUACCGCCCAGCUUGUCGCUGGCCACGGUGCCAUCAUCAAGGCUGUCGGUGAUGCCGGUGGCUCCGGAAUGGCUCUUGGUGUUGACACCUCAACUCCCCGUGAUGGAACUCGACGCAACCCAUUCCAGCAGGAUUCGACCCGCUUUAAGGGCAACACCGCUGAUACCUUCGGUGAGACCGUCGGUGCUGGUGAUAACGACAUAGAGGCGGGCACGAAGGCCAUCAUGGCUGAGACUGGCGAUAUGCUUCCCCAGGUUAAGGCCGGUGGCGAGCUCACCAUGACUCUGCACCAGGUCAACGGUGACGGAGGUGGUCCCUACACCUGCAUGAUGAAUACCGAUGCCACCGGUGCUCAGUGGACCGACAUCCAAGUAACACAGACUCCUCCCGGCCAGAACUCCCGCAAUCGGGCCGGCGCCAAGACCGACUUCCCUCUGAAGGCAGCGAUCCCCGCUGAUACCAGCUGUACCGGUACUGUCGCCGGGCAAGAGAACGUCUGCGUGGUCCGUUGCCAGAACGCCGCUCGCGCCGGACCAUUCGGUGGUGCUGUGCCAAUGCAAAUUGCUGGCACUACUACGCCUGCUGCGGCUCGCCGGGGUCUCAUGCUCGCUCUCAAGCGCAGCGAAGAGGAGCUCUCCGCAAUGAAGAAGCGCGCCGCCACUGUUGUGGAGGAUGAGGCGGACGAGGAGGAGGAGGAGGAGGAGUAA
Molecule: messenger RNA, 747 nt
Organism: Pseudomassariella vexata
Lineage: Eukaryota; Fungi; Ascomycota; Sordariomycetes; Amphisphaeriales; Pseudomassariaceae
Exons: 3
Coding region: 1-747 (248 amino acids)
Source: RefSeq, a predicted model, not a curated record